AUGGCGGGCAUGUGGAGGAACGUUGUCGUCUUCUAUCUUGUUGCGGCGACGGCUCUCCCGUCGUCGUUGUUGGCGGCGGCGGCUCGAGCGACUAACACGACUGCCACUACCCCUAUUCCGGUAGUCGGCGUCAAAACCGGCAUUGAGGUAAAUACAGGGAAGCGACCGGCCAGGCAGAACAUCAACAAACUAUACGCACGGGGAGGGCCGCAGUGGGACCUCUACAUCUUGGCGUUAUCAGCGCUCCAGGCUGUCGACGAAGCAGACGAGCUCUCGUACUUUCAGAUAGCAGGUAUCCAUGGACUUCCCUACAGUGCGUGGAACGGGGUUGGCCAGGUCCAAGGCGCCCCAUUCAUCGGGUACUGUCCUCAUGGAGAACUUCUCUUCAGUACAUGGCACCGACCCUAUGUGGUUUUGUUUGAGCAAACACUGGUCUCUCACGCUCUCGGAAUUGCCGGCCAAUACCCCCCCAAUGUUGCCCCGACAUAUCUGGCUGCCGCCCAGACGCUCAGACAACCCUUCUGGGACUGGGCAUCAGACCCUCGAUUGCCAGACGCGGUCACUACCGCAAACACCACCGUGAAUGGGCCGAGGGGCAAGCUUACCCUGCGGAACCCGCUGUAUAGCUACCAGUUCCAGCGGCCGGCCGUCGAGGCAAGCUUUGGGGGGCCGCUGACAAGGUAUCCCGAAACGAUCAGGUGUAUUGGCCAAGGGGGAAACAAUGCCACGGAAUCAGACCAGUUGCUCGGCUCGGUUGCUGGGGGCCUGGUCGGUAUGGUUUACGAUGUCUUCACUCGCACAAAGACCUUUGAAGCCAUGGCGUACGCCAAUCGCAACUGGUCGAGCUUCGAAAGCCCGCACAACAUGAUACAUUUUUACUCGAGCUGUGACGGAACGCUGGGACACAUCGACUGGUCAGCGUUUGAUCCGCUCUUCAUGCUGCACCACUGCAACAUCGACCGCCUUGUUGCCAUGUGGCAGGCCAUCCACUACAAAGACGCCAUGUUCAACACGACGGGGGUGUCCACUGGCGAGUUUGGAACUCCUCCGGGGACGCACAUCACGGCGGACAGCCCGCUGAAGCCGUUCUUCGACGAGAACCUGAACCUGCACACGAGCAAGUCGGUGGCAGACAUCCGCGUGUUUGGGUAUACGUACCCCGAGCUGGACGAGGACGAGCCGACCACUCCGGACGGGCUGGCAGACCACGUCCGCGCCCAGGUCAACAGCUUGUACGGCAGCGACACUCAGGGGGCGAAGCACCUAUCAGCCCCGGCGCAGCCCAAGCCGCCGCCAGCGUGCUACUACACGGCCGAAAUCUCGCUCGACCGCGCCCAGAUCCCGCUUCCGGCGACGGUGAAUCUCGUUGUGCACGGCGGCCUCGUCCUCGGCCACAUGUCCAUCCUGGCGUUGCCGUGCGAGGGCACAGCCUCAGCCAGCCUGCCGCUGCGCGAGGCGCUCCUCCGGGGCAACCUGAGCCUGCCAGACAUGACGCCAACCACAGUGAUUCCGUUUCUGGAGCAGAACCUCGAGGUCCUGAUUAGCACAAGUGACGGCACUGACAUUCCCAUCCUCACCGCCCCGAGCCUCCAGCUCGCGGUGCAGAACAUUGGGUUUGUGCCGCGGACAAACGACUCGACCUUCCCCCACUUCGGCGACACAACGAGGUUUUGGGCCAUGCCGGUGCGCCAGUAUGACGGUUGCUAGAUCGUGGGGGGUGGAAGGGUUGAUCAUGUCUGGCUCGAUUCUCUACAAGUAUUUCUUUUGCUUUUCUCUUCUGGAGCCGUGUAUGGCCAAGGCAAGAACGAUAUUCUUCUUUUUAUAAGUUGGCGGUUGACUGUUAUUCUUGUUUCUGCACUUUGCUCUACAGAAAUCUUGCACACAAAAUCUAGGGACGCAUCAUAUACUCCCAGGUAAAUGUAGUGUAUUCUUUUGUUUAUGGCCGAUGAUGAUGUUCGAAACAAAUGGCCACGUGUUGAGAGUUGUUGCAGGAAUUAUGAACCGAGGG
Messenger RNA from Lasiosphaeria miniovina, 2008 nucleotides. RefSeq lists its product as uncharacterized. The transcript has 8 exons. Bases 1 to 1707 code for a protein of 568 amino acids. The record is from RefSeq and is a predicted model, not a curated record. Gene Ontology annotation, molecular function: oxidoreductase activity. NCBI's taxonomy places the organism in Eukaryota, Fungi, Ascomycota, Sordariomycetes, Sordariales, Lasiosphaeriaceae.